AUGAGGCUCCUGGUAUUCCUUUUGACUCUCUCUUACAGCCUGAUCAACUUGCUACAAUGUGAAGCCUCUGUGAAGCUGAGUGUGCCAGAGGUGGUGAGCCUAGAAAUCAACAGUGUGAAGGAUGUUGAUAUUGCUUUGAGUGCACCCUUGCAGGAGACUAUAAUCAUUACAUUCAAUGUGAGCUUCUCAUCAAAACAAACUUGUAUUGUUCAACUACCUGAGCAAGUAAGAUUACCAGGACACGAUGUAAAUUCAACAAGUUUCACCAUUCGAGGAGUUGAAGUUGGCCAGGUGACUGCCCACCUCCAGACCAACAGCAGCAAACUGAUCAGGGCUCCAGUGAAAAUGCGAUUUCUAGUGGUACACAGCAAUAUUCUGCUGAUAAUAAACCAAGUGAUUGGAUGGAUUUACUUCGUGGCCUGGUCCAUCUCCUUCUACCCACAAGUUAUUGAAAACUGGCAGCGGAAGAGUGUGAUUGGAUUGAAUUUUGAUUUUCUGGCACUGAAUGUGACUGGACACUUGGCGUAUGGAGUAUUUAACAUCAGCCUCUUCUGGAUUCCAAACAUUAAGAAACAAUUUCUGGAGCAUAACCCAGAUGGUGUGAACCCAGUGGAAGCAAAUGAUGUAUUUUUCAGCAUCCAUGCUAUACUAUUAACAACUUUUACAAUCUUCCAGUGCCUUAUCUAUGAGCGAGGGUCACAGAAAGUAUCCAAGAUUGCUACCGUACUAGUGGUGGGUUCAUGGUUGUGUGCGCUUGUCACUUUUAUAAUGGCAUUAGUCCAUCGAAUAACGUGGCUUCAACUUGUCUAUUACUUCUCCUAUAUCAAACUUGGCAUUGUCCUGGUGAAAUAUAUCCCUCAGGUUUACAUGAACUACCAGAGAAAGAGCACAGUUGGUUGGAGCAUCUGGAAUGCACUGCUGGAUAUUACUGGAGGUGCUUUUAGCCUCCUGCAGAUGUUCCUGCAAUCAUAUAACAAUGAUGAAGAGAUGCUGAUCUUGGGUGAUCCAACUAAGUUUGGCCUUGGACUGAUAUCAAUGUUGUUUGAUAUUAUCUUCCUGGUGCAGCAUUAUAUUCUGUACAGAAAGCACAAAGUCUAUAUGUCACUAAAUGAUGGAGCUUCUUCUUUCAGGAUAGGCUAUCCCAAACUGCCAAGUGCUCAGGGGCAAGCAAUAAAUAACCUACUUGUGUGUACAGCAGAUGGCCAGUUCGUUGUAGCGAUCACCAGAAACCUGACCUGUCCUGCCCUCAACCUGUCAUCUCUGUACGUGAAAGAUCAGCAAGAAGCUGAGUGCAGGCCUAAGCUCAUCAGAGGAGCUUGUAGCCUUCCGCUUCCCAAUUACAUCUUGUGGCUCAACCCAGCAGCCUGCACAUCCAGUGCAAGUACAAGGGGGAGCAUGAGGCUGGCUUACAAAUCAAUGUGCCCCUAUGAGGGUGAUGACUACCUGACUGUCCUGCACCCAGUAGAUGCCUCUUCUGGCCUGCAGUUCCCAGCCCAUCAUGAGUGGUUUGAAGUGAAGACCUUUGUUUUCUUGGAUGGAGUGUCUGAGCAGCCCCUCUCUGGACAGGUUUACCUGUACUGCAGUGCUGAGGUUUGCUCUCCCUCUGCUCAGGAUGACUGUACAACCAGAUAUGGUCCAAGAGAACAGCCGGUCUCAAAGCUGCUGAAUGAGAAUGGUGCUGCUGGAUCUCCUGUUGUGAUUGGAGUAGCCAUUGGGUUUCUGGUGUUGCUGUUGGUGGUGAUGGCUGCAGUGUACAGAAUGAAGAAGCCAGCCCUGUCUGCCCAGUGUCACGAGAUUGAACUGUAG
Messenger RNA from Stegostoma tigrinum, 1806 nucleotides. RefSeq names its product cystinosin-like. The coding region runs from base 1 to 1806 and encodes 601 amino acids. NCBI's taxonomy places the organism in Eukaryota, Metazoa, Chordata, Chondrichthyes, Orectolobiformes, Stegostomatidae. The transcript is spliced from 18 exons. Gene Ontology annotation, biological process: L-cystine transport. The record is from RefSeq and is a predicted model, not a curated record. Gene Ontology annotation, cellular component: vacuolar membrane. Gene Ontology annotation, molecular function: L-cystine transmembrane transporter activity.